AUGGCAGAGAAGGAUUUCAUCAGUUGGCAUCUACUGGCUUUAUUUUUUCUUCCAUUUUGCCUGUGUCAAGAUGAAUACAUGGAGGUGAGCAGAAGAUCUUAUAAACCAGUGGCCAAAGUAUUGCAAAGUCACCACCAGACUGGCCAUAAAGGUUCCAGAAGCAGGGAAAUAUUGAAACAGCGGAGUCAACUUAUAGAGUGGACUGUUGAUAAUAGCACUUCUACAGACCAAAAAGUCCUGAGACCAGAGGUAGAUGAUGUAGAACUGACUACCUCAGAUAGAGUCCAGCCCCCACAAACUGGACCGCAGAAUCCAGACUGUAGUUCCUGCUGCCGUGGUGACUUUGGAGUUCGACUCUACCAAGGGCCCCCAGGACCUCCUGGGCCCCCUGGGAUGCCAGGAAAUCAUGGAAACAAUGGAAAUAAUGGAGCAACUGGUCAGGAAGGAGCCAAAGGUGAGAAAGGAGACAAAGGAGAUACGGGACCAAGGGGAGAGCGUGGCCAUCAUGGACCCAAAGGCGAGAAGGGUUACCCUGGGAUUCCCCCAGAGCUACAGGUUGCGUUCAUGGCUUCCAUGGCUACUCACUUCAGCAACCAGAACAGUGGGAUCAUCUUCAGUAGUGUCGAAACCAACGUUGGGAAUUUUUUUGAUGUCAUGACUGGGAGAUUUGGUGCUCCAGUGAAUGGGGUGUAUUUCUUCACCUUCAGUAUGAUGAAACAUGAAGAUGUGGAAGAAGUGUACGUGUACCUGAUGCAUAAUGGCAAUACAGUUUUCAGCUUAUAUAGCUAUGAAUCAAAAGGGAAAGCAGACACUUCAGGAAACAGUGCAGUGCUAAAACUUGCCAAGGGAGAUGAAGUUUGGCUGCGAAUGGGAAAUGGAGCCCUCCACGGGGACCAUCAACGCUUCUCUACCUUUGCUGGGUUUCUUCUUUUUGAAACCAAGUGA
Molecule: messenger RNA, 945 nt
Organism: Gavia stellata (red-throated loon)
Lineage: Eukaryota; Metazoa; Chordata; Aves; Gaviiformes; Gaviidae
Gene: C1QTNF3
Product: C1q and TNF related 3
Exons: 6
Coding region: 1-945 (314 amino acids)
Molecular function (GO): protein binding
Source: RefSeq, a predicted model, not a curated record